Messenger RNA from Kockovaella imperatae, 402 nucleotides. RefSeq names its product thioredoxin. The record is from RefSeq and is a predicted model, not a curated record. Lineage: Eukaryota; Fungi; Basidiomycota; Tremellomycetes; Tremellales; Cuniculitremaceae. Bases 1 to 402 code for a protein of 133 amino acids. The transcript is spliced from 4 exons. Gene Ontology annotation, molecular function: oxidoreductase activity. Gene Ontology annotation, cellular component: cytoplasm.
AUGCCUCUGUCAAAGUCUUUCAGGAUAGCUACGAACACAGUCCGCUUCGCUCGGAGCGUUCACUCCUCCCCAGUAGCCAGGGAUCACUUUCUAAAUGCCAAUCGAGAGGUUUUCGAGAAGCGAGCUCUGGAUGCGAAUUCAAGCAAGCCAUUAUUGGUAGACUUUACUGCGAGCUGGUGUGGCCCAUGCAAGAUUCUCGGGCCGAUGUUGCAGCGUCUGACAACGCCUGAUACACCGUAUGAUCUCAUGACGGUAGAUGUGGAUGAGAACAAUGCCUUGGCAGCAGAGUACAAGGUCUCUGCAGUUCCUUUCGUCGUUGGGUUUAAGAAUGGUAAACCGGUGGACAAGUUUAUCGGGAUGUUGCCCGAGGCCAAAGUCAAGGCCUUCUUGGAAUCACUAUGA